UUUUCAUUUAUAAAGAGUGGAGUGUCGCCCAGCGUCACUCACUAGACUGACAUCCUGUACUGAAGACAAGUCUUUAUGGGUCCCCUGGCAGCAGCGUGGUUUAUGAUGCUGCUAGCACUAGCUGCAGCAUCACCUAGAUUCACGUCUCAGAAGCAAGCAGCACUGGGAGACGCGCUACCGUCUCAUCUGGCUUCUGAAGGAGUUGCUUCACUAAGAACAGUCCUCCAGCAGCGCCUACACAGGCCAGCACAAGGACCUGAAGAUACUUUGCAGUCUCACAAAAAUGUUACAGCUUCUGUUUGGUGCUUGGGGAGUGUGAGCUGCGACGGGUGUCCGUGCAGGCAGAGAGGCGGCCGUGUCCCGUACAGGAGCUUCUGCAGAAGCCAUCGCCAUAAAUGCAAUUAA
Cherax quadricarinatus is the source of this 405-nucleotide messenger RNA. Lineage: Eukaryota; Metazoa; Arthropoda; Malacostraca; Decapoda; Parastacidae. The record is from RefSeq and is a predicted model, not a curated record.